Messenger RNA from Vitis riparia (riverbank grape), 511 nucleotides. Its product is annotated as vacuolar protein sorting-associated protein 60.1-like. Gene Ontology annotation, biological process: vesicle budding from membrane; late endosome to vacuole transport via multivesicular body sorting pathway. NCBI's taxonomy places the organism in Eukaryota, Viridiplantae, Streptophyta, Magnoliopsida, Vitales, Vitaceae. The transcript is spliced from 4 exons. Bases 98 to 511 code for a protein of 137 amino acids. The record is from RefSeq and is a predicted model, not a curated record. Gene Ontology annotation, cellular component: multivesicular body.
GGGAAGUGAGAGAGGGUGAGAGGGUUUUUUUUUUAUAGUGUAGGGUGAUUGGAUUGAAGUUUUGGGGAAAUAGAAUUCCGAAGCAGCAAAGAGGAAAAUGAAGAGAGUCUUUGGGGUCAAGAAAGACAAAGAACCUCCUCCUUCUGUUCAAGACGCCACCGAUAGGAUUAAUAAAAGAGGUGAAACAGUGGAUGAGAAGAUCAAAAAGCUUGAUGCUGAACUUAGUAGAUAUAAGGAACAGAUCAAGAAAACACGACCUGGUCCAGCUCAAGAAGCUGUUAAAGCUAGGGCCAUGAGGGUUCUCAAGCAAAAACGGAUGUAUGAAGGGCAGCGUGAUAUGCUUUAUAACAGACUUUCAAUCUUGAUCAAGUUGCAUUUGCUGCCGAAGGAAUCAAAGAUGCUCAACAGACUCUUUGACACACCAGAUGCCUAUACUGGGGCAUAUUACCCUCAUCAGGGGAUUUUCCUAAUUGUGAUUGGUUUGUACGACUCCCACAUCCAUGAUUUGUAG